Messenger RNA from Dunckerocampus dactyliophorus (ringed pipefish), 11348 nucleotides. RefSeq names its product Rho guanine nucleotide exchange factor (GEF) 3 (gene arhgef3). Gene Ontology annotation, biological process: intracellular signal transduction; positive regulation of Rho protein signal transduction. Bases 6335 to 8212 code for a protein of 625 amino acids. The transcript has 10 exons. Lineage: Eukaryota; Metazoa; Chordata; Actinopteri; Syngnathiformes; Syngnathidae. Gene Ontology annotation, molecular function: guanyl-nucleotide exchange factor activity. The record is from RefSeq and is a predicted model, not a curated record.
UUUACUAACCUUUGUGCAGCGGAAACCCCCAAAUCAACCACAAUCCAAUAGGGAAUGAGGUGCAGUGGAUUAAUCUGUUGCAGGGUCAAACUGUGGCCAUCAUAAAGGCUUUAUUAACUGUACAGGCAACGUUUUAAGUAACAGUUUUAACAUUCUUAGUUGCCCUGUAAAAAGAAGUAAAUCACUGUUAAUAUCCAUCCAUCCAUUUUCUAUUCCGCUUGUGCUCAUUAGGGUCACGGGGGUAUGCUGUGGAGCCUAUCCCAGCUGACUUUGGGCGAGAGGUGGGGUACACCUGAACUGGUCACCAGCCAAUCACAGGGCACACAUAGACAAACAGCCAUUCACACUUACAUUAUGGGCAAUUUAGAGUUUCCAGUUAAUCUAACAUGCAUAUUUUUGGAAUGUGGAAGGAAACCAGGGAACAUGCAAAUGGCACACAGAGAUGUCACUGUUAAUAUAACUAAAUAAAGCUAAAAGGAAGUAAAAUGCUCAUCCUUUUUAUAAACACACACAUUCAGGAGUCAGAGGGGGAUUGUUUGACCUUAGUAAAAGUUCACAAUCUACAUUAAAUAAUAUGUUAAUCAAAAGAAAGUAAACCAACACAAAAUGUUAACAACUCCAUGACUGGAACUGAUUACCAUGUUAAAAAUAAGCAUUACAUAAGCAUUUAUCCCUUGCUACAUCGCUCCCUCACUCUAAUGCUUUUUUUUGAAAAUUAAUUAAUUAAUAAAUGACUGCUGUUUAGUGGUUGACUAUGGACUAUUAUUAGUCAAAAAAAUGUUGAAAAACCUAGCCACGAGUCAUCAGUAAUGUUACAUGGCAUUAGAUUAGAUUACCUUCACACUGCAUGUAGUCAAUCAACCAUGGCAUGUCCAACACCACAUAGUUGACCUCACAGUUCUACUCCCAUUCUGUCUGGAAGUGGUAAGGUUUUGGCUUCUUACUUUGACCUUCUUCCCCACUCUGCUUGAAACACUUUUUUAAGUUUAGAAUAAGUAAAUUGGUGAGUCUAGCUUGAUAUGCAAGCGGCGGCCGUCUGUUGUGGCCCUGCAGUGAUCCCGUAGCCUGCGCAUUACAGUUGUAAACAAAGAAUAAUAGGAGUGUAAAGGUGACUAUAGGUGUGUUAUUUCAAGACUACAGCGCUCUAAUAAUGGUGAAAAUCAUACUUAGAAAGUCAUAAACAGGUUUUCUAUGCCCUUAACUAUGAAAAUAUUCCAUUUAAAGUAUUAAUAUUGAAUCCUACUUUGCGGCAAUUCACUUAUCAUGGUUGGGUCUGCAACCAAUUAACCACAAUAAACGAGGGACGACUGUAUCACAAACAAGGUAGGGCGAUCUUAGUUCAAGUGUCAACAGAAAGACAGGACUCAUAAAUGUAUACCACAUACAAUCUAUAAAUAAGCGGCAUCCUUUUUCUUCCUUAAUUUAGGGGCUAUCCACACGGAAACGUUUUCAGGUCAAAACGGCAAAGUUUUUUAUCGUUUCAGCCUCUCAUCCUCACGGGAACGGCGCUCUGGGUGACCUGAAACGGUAUUUUUUGAAAACUGAUUCGAGAGUGGGAAAAUCUGAGAACGCUGGCUUGUCGUGCCAUGUAUACACGUAAUACGAAAAUGAUGACGUCACUGACUCAAGUGAUCUUUGACAACAAACCAACAUAAUAUCUGAAUAUUUCGGUGGACAUGACUCACCCCAGGCAACAUUCUCCUCAUAUUUUGUUGUCUUAUACUCCACAAAUAAUUCCACUUCUCAUAAGUCUUAUGUGCAUGCAUUCUGUCUUCUAUGGUUUGGUGUGUCACGUAGUUCAGCCCGUGUGUUUGUUCACAGCGCCACACAUAGGUGUGCUUGUGUAUUACAUUGUUUUCACUCAGUGAUUUGUUCCCGUCUGGAUGCAACAGUUUACUAAUCCGGCACAGUAUGGACGCAACUUUUUUUUAACCCGCCAAAAAAAAAUCUCAGGAAUGUUACCUGCCUUGGUGAUCAGUUUCACUUUAUAUCUUCCAAAACUGAAGUUGCCAAUGGCCUCAAAGAAUAUAACAAUAAGCAAAUAAUGACCCACAUUUUCCUCAAGGGCAACUUAAACAAUCCCUCAUUUUUUUCCUGACUGAAAAGACUUUUCUACCUUGGUGUGGAGUGUUGUUGUCUUGUCCCUCGGGUUGGGUCCCCAGUCUUGCAUGCAUUUGUAUUUGUAUUUUUAGAGCCGGCAGCCACCAGUUCCUUCCCCGGAGUUUCCUGCUCGGUUGAGUCCAGCACAGGAUGCCUGUGCUCCACAUUGUUGCACUUGAUUCUUACUAAAAUUUAUAUUCAUUUAUUUUAUGGUGACGGUCAUCCCCUUCUUGUACCUAAAAAGGUUGAAAACAAAAACAACACGUGAGGUACAUAGUUGCGGUGGCUGUUGUUUGCCAUCCAAUUAAUUAUUGACUUUUUCCCCUGCCUUAAUUACUUUCUGCUGGGGUCACAUGGUUUGAUGACCAAUUAUUGAUUGCGGACAGAAGAGAGCUUGUCACCUUUACAUUGCUGUAUGUCCUUAUUAUGAUUGUGUUGUUAUUUUGCUCCACAUAUGCUGUCAAUGCCACUAUUGCAUUUGCAACGUGGCCAUGUGUCAGAGUGAAGUAAGACCUUGUUUGUCAGUAGGGUCCAGUGUGUCACACGUUUGCCAGCACGCCAGUCCACUUGUAUACAAUGGAACUGAAUCAGAGGGCCGGCCAUUGUCCGCUGAAGGCUACAUGUGUUUCAUGUCGAGGUCAGAUGUCACGACGGGUGCCCUGACUCUGCGAUCAGUCACUGCAUCCAAAGGAAACCACGGAAACUGCUCUAAUUUGAGACAAUGAGCAGUGUUGUUGUCAUUUUUCCACAGAAGAGGACAUUAUAUUAGUGACUUAUAUUGUUUCUUUCAGCUUCAAACCUUAAAUUGGACUCCUAACUAUUAUAGUAUUUUAUUGUACAAAGUCUUGGUCCACCACUAACUACUUUGUUGUUUUAAUGACCUUUUUCCCAGCAGUUAUAUGUUGACAUCGUAAAACAUGCAGUUAACAGAACGCAACAAAUCCUAAACUUUGUACAGAAGUGGGGCAUGAACCAGGGAGAAGCUAUUAGCUUUUGCUGAGAGUCCUGUUUAGGGCCCCCCCGAUGUCCAGAACCAGUGCUCACACUUUUUCAGCCUGUAAACCACUUUUAAAUCCCAAAGUCCCAAAGAUCUACUUUCUACUCUAAAUAUAGAGAAUAUAUACAGUAUAUAUUUUGUAUAUUUAUAAAUAUGAGUAUUUAUGUACAGCGUACAUGUAUAUCAGGGGUGCACACACUUUUUCAGCAUGCAAGUUACAAGUCAAAAUGAUCUACCUCUUACAAUAUAACAUAUACAGUAUAUAAAAUCUAACCAGUGAACUUUAAUACUAAAUCCGAAUGUUUAGUAUUUAACAUUCACAGUUUACUGGUCAUCAAAAUAGUUGAUGUUUCCAAUUAAUCUUGAAAUAGCAGUUACAUAAACAUGUGUAGAAAACCGCUGCAAGUGAACGGAUAACUUUUGUUAUACAUAUAAGCAUCUUACCACUGAGCUAGUUUAUCCGUAAUAUGAAUAAUACAGAUGAAAGUUGCAUUUUCGUGUGCCGCUGGAGACAUCUGUUUGGCACCUGCGUUUCUGUGGAGGCACAACAGCGAAUCAGGAGGGGAGCUUCAUGUCAGCUGAUGGAUGUCAUAUGACAUCUACAAAUAGAUGUUUAUGACGUGGGUGACACAUGCAAUUGACCCACACUACCACACUACACAACAGCUAGCGAUUGCGAUCGACGUAAUGGGCACCCCUGGCUUUGGGGCCGUUUUUCUAACAAAGUCCCUCCUGAGAUGUGUGCAACCCUGGUGGCCAAGUACAAGAAACACCUGACCUCUGUGCUUGCCAGCAAGCGUUUCUCGACCAAGAAUUAAGCCGUGUUAUUUAUAGGGAUCCAAUACUUAUUUUACUCAAUCAAAUGUAACUUGAUUCAAUACCCCAUUAAAAUUUGGUACUGUUUAUAUCUUGGUAAGGGGAUAUAUUCCCCUCUGUGGGGGAACUGUAUAUGUUACAACAACGCUUGCUUGCUUGUUUGCAGAAGUGUGUACUCCAGUCAUGCGACCCAGACUCAAUUCACAAUUUUGAGGACUUUGGUCUCGCCUUGACAAUAUCAUCAAAGACUCGCAACUCGACUUAGACAUUGACAUCAAUGACUUUGGACAUGACUCGGACUUUAGUCUCAGAGUGAAAUGUGACCCGAUUCAAAGUAUUCAACUAACAUUAUCAUUAUUAUGUAAUUUCCAGCAAGACAAGAUAUUUUCCCUUUGAAUCUGCGUCAUUGAAUGCAUUUAUUAACGUCCAAUCAGGUUUAAAAACAAACAACGAAUGUGUGGAUUACAUUUCUGUGCAAAAUCCAGAAAUGCUAUGCCAGCACUGUUUUUCUGUGACUAAAUCCUGUCACUGGUUUUGUUUUUUUAAAAAAAGAAAAUAAUUCAAAAUGCAUUCAUUGUAUUUGUCAAAGUCAAUAGAUUGUUACAUGGUUGAAAUUGACUUUUAUUUGGGAGACACUAAACAGUUGAAACGACCAGGCUCUUUGUUCCCGUGUAGAGAGAAAAAAAGAGAUAAGACGGACUGUAGUUUCUGAGUUAUAAAUCUUUUAGUGAACACUCUGGAAGAUAUUGCAAAGCUCAGCCCCCAGGCAUUCAACCCAACACUUCAAGCGACAAAGGGAAGAAAAACAGUCCCGAAACUACAGUAAGAAGUAACUGCUCUGUUAUCCUAUCCUUGGGUCAAGCCUUCACAGGGGCCUGACCUCUCCCUAACGUGAUCAGUGGUGUGUGUCUAUGUGUCUGCAUCGAACUGGCUCCAGCUCGUGUCAUUCAAGGGUAUGUGUGAGUGCUUUCUACUUGUGCAAGGUGUGGCAGGCAGAUAAGGCUGACAAGCAACAGUAUUUCUAUUGUUUAAUUCUAGCUAACUCUAACACAGUGCUUAUGACUUGUAAGGAAAAUUUCAAGCCUAUGACUUUGGACUUGACUGGACUUGCACAUCCUUAAUUUAGACUUGACUUGAGAUUAAAGACUUGAGACUUGCAAAACACUGACUUGCUCCCACUUCUUCUUCUGUCUAUAUGUACCCUGUGACUGACUGGUGACCAGUGCGUGGUGUAUAGCCUGCCUCUCACCCGAAGUUAACCGGGAUAGGCUCCAGCUUGUCUGUGGCCCUAAUGAUGAUGAGUGUUACAGAGAAUGGGUAUGGUAAAAGACUUAAGAGCAGUAGUGUACGUUUUAGUGUGUAUUUGUUCAAAUUGGUCAUGGGCUCUCACAUCUGCCUCAUGAACCUGAGCGUGACGUCUCAGGAACGCUUUGAAGGGGGUUCCCGCAGCAUAAAUAAUUCCAAGAUGCACACAAGCAAGCACAAUGGAGCGACUUAAAAAGCUGCAAAAAAAAAAAAAAGGGUAGAGGCUUGGCUGCCUGCGGGCUACUGGUCACCCUCCUGUAAUUACUCUUUCUAUUGACAAUGAUCGAUGUUGGCCUAAGCAGCACCACCAAUUGGCAGUAACAAAUAACCAUGAGCUUGUUUACAGGUCACGUUCCAAGUGAACAUGGUGAGUUUACACUUUCAUUGUCAUGUAACAGCACUGUGACCGUGUAGGGGCAGUCUUCAGUGAGCAAAAAUAGAACUUUUGGGCUCAGAGUAUUGAUAGAUGAGAGAACGAAAGGAGGAAAGGUGGGAAGGAAGGAAGGGAAGUAGUGAGUGAGUGACAAGGUGGUGAGUCAGAGAGAGGGAGCGAGAGAGAGAGAGAGAGAGAGAGAGAGAGAGAGAGAGAGAGAGAGAGUGGAGAGCUGACAAAGCAUUAAAAGGCGAGCAAGCAUCACUUACACACAGAAAGAUGAAACUUUAACAGGGACUUCAACAACCACAGAACCAGAACAGGAGAGUCUGGGCUUGGAAUGCGCCAAUGUUGGACUGUCUUUGGACCCUUUCAUUUACUGGGAUGUUAUUGCUGUCACAAUCAAGACCUAAGUGUUGAUGUUCUGGUCCAUAUAUUUGGCUGAGGACACAAUGUGACCAGCGGACCUGCAGAGGCGGGUGUUCAGGAAACACAAGGUUGACCUCAGCUCACUUGCUGGGUUGGCACAAAACUCCCUUUCCCAGAGCUUGACUUUCCCAACAAAGUUUACGGGCAUUUGCUUUUGUUGGACUCUUUGGUAUCAGUCUGUUAUAUUUGGACACUCCAAAGGAAUCAUUUAUUUUUAACUUCAACAAUCUUGGGCUCCUGAUCGAUGCAAACAUCUUCUUGGACGUUCUUCUUGAAGCUAUCUGGAGCGUGAGCAGGGUUUGGGUUUGUGCAUCAUGGUUGCAGGGCAGAACCAGCUGGUUCUGCUGGUGCAGCAGCUGAAGCCCAGGUUCUCUGUGGAGCUCAGCAGAGAACACAAGCACAAGGACAAACAAGUUGUGGAGCCCAGCGCCAAGCGCAGCAAAGCCACUGUCUCCAGGGUCACAUCGCUGGCCAGCCUGCUGCCGCCUGUCAAGACAGCAUCGCUGAAGAGGUUUGGUCAGACGUUGCAGCGCUCCAUCAGUUUCCGAACAGAGAGAGCGCUUCCUCCUGCUCCUCCUCCUCUCCCUCCUCCUCCUUCUUCUUCCACCAUGAAGACAAGGGUGUUCUCAGCGGCCAUCUCCAACUCCUCCACCUCCACGACUACGACACGGGCAUCCAUGGCCACAGCCCCAGCUGCUAAGCGCCGCGACAGCAAGCUUUGGAGUGAGACGUUCGACGUUCACCUGGGAGCGACACAGCCUCUCAGCCCAAAAGAGAUAAAGAGACAGGAGGCCAUUUUUGAGCUGGCACAGGGCGAGCAAGACCUGGUAGAAGAUCUCAAGUUGGCAAAGAAGGCCUACCAUGACCCAAUGCUGAAGCUCUCCAUCAUGACCGAGCAGGAACUGAACCAGAUCUUUGGUACUCUGGACUCACUGAUUCCCCUGCAUGAAGACCUGCUGAGUCGCCUCCGUGAGGCCAGAAAGCCAGACGGGUCCACCGAACAUGUUGGACAGAUCCUUACUGACUGGCUGCCGUGUCUCUCGUCCUAUACGGCCUACUGCAGCAACCAGGUGAAGGCCAAGGCUCUGCUGGACCAGAAGAAGCAGGAUCACAGAGUCCAGGACUUCCUGCAGCGCUGCCUCCAGUCGCCCUUUAGCAGGAAGUUGGACUUGUGGAACUUCCUGGACAUACCUCGCAGCCGGCUGGUGAAAUACCCGCUGCUCCUGAGGGAGAUCCUCAAGCACACUCCCAACGACCACCUGGACCAGCAACACCUGGAUGAGGCGAUGCUGAUGGUCCAGAGCGUGGUGGCGGACAUUAACAGGCACACAGGAGAGUCUGAGUGUCAGUUUUACAAGGACCGCCUGCUCUACACCGAGGUGGGACUGAGGGACACCCUCAUUGAGCGCUCCAGGACGCUCAGCUGCCACGGAGAGCUGAAGAACAACAGAGGCCUCAAGCUCCAUGUCUUCCUGUUCCAGGACGUGCUGGUCAUCACUAGAUCCAUGUCUCUCAACGAGCAGCCCGUCUGCUACCAGCUCUGCCGCCAGCCUAUCCCUAUCCGAGAGCUCGACCUGGAGGACCUGUUGGAUGGAGAGAUGAGGGUGGGCGGGUCCAUCAGAGGGGCUUUCAGCAACAACGAGCGUACCAAGAAUUUCUUCCGUGUUUCUUACCGGUGCGGCGGUCAGCAACAGAGCCACUGCUUUCAGGCCAGUGACGCCUUCAACAAGCAACAGUGGAUCAACUGUAUCAGACAAGCCAAGGAGGCGGCAGCCCUCAGCGAAGACCCCCAAGCUCCAGGUGGACCAUGUCCGCAGGAGGAACUGGGCGGAGACAUCAGGCCCCUCUGUGAGACUGGUCUGAGUCUGUGUAGCCACUCAGGGCUGGAAAAUGACAAGGGGUUGUGGGAGGAGACUAAUUUGGAAGGAGGGAACAGUCUCUCAGUGAUGGGGAAUGAGGUGGUGACAGGAGGAAUGGAGAUGGAGACAGGACAGCAUGGUGAGACAGCGCGGUUGAGGAUCAAAGCAGACGAUGGCAAAGGAGAGAGACACACAAUGAGUGACAGGGCUGAUGGCACCUCCCUUAAAGAGGCGGUGGGGCAGGGGAUGGAGGAGGCAGAGCACAGUGGCACUGAGGAGGCGGAGGCAGUCAGCAUGGACACCAGUGGUCCAGAGGAGAACAUACAAUGCUGAUGUUUGCUGUCAAACUACCUGAAGACACAUGGCCCCAUGGGUUCCCUAACUGCUGUAUCCUGACUCCUGAUAACUAUGGUAAGCAUGAGCAAGCAUUCCAAAGAUGCAGCCAAAAAGCCCCCUUGCUUACAGUCAAUGCGCUGCACACAUGCUGCUUUAUUUAGUCAGUAGCCUCUUUCACACCGAGUCUAAAGACCGCGUCAUUGUACUGUAUUUACGGCACCAAAACAGAAUUGGGGGAUGAAGUCGAUCUGGAAUUUUUUUCGGCUUCUGAGACAGUAUCAGAGGUGCAAUACUGUAGAGAUGGGACAUUCCCUGUGUCUAAGGAUAUUUCCCAAUGCUGGCAUCAGGGUGCCAAGUUUAACACCCAACACUCACGCCCUACUGUGUUAAAAAGCAACUUUUCGCUGUUGUACAAGUAUUUUACAGCAAUGCCUCAUUUCUUCGGGUUCUGUGUGAAAGAAACAGGCGAAUAAAUGUCAGAUUGACUGUUACAGCUCAUCUGAUGAAUAUGUGAAAAAAGUGAUGAAUGUGUGAAAGAAGCUAUUGACUGACUCCUUCUAUGCUUAAUGAUGCUCAGAGCCAUGUAUUUAUUAUUCAGUCAAUAUGCCACAUGGUCAUGCCCCAUGCUAAGACAAGGGGUCUCAUCUAUAAAGCUUGUGUAUGCACAAAACAGGGCCCAAAACAGGUAAAGUACGUGAUCUAUAAAAACAACCUAACGUGAGAAUGUGCGCACCAGUACGGCACCUUUUGUAGCUGGCGUACGCACUUUUUUGGAGCCAAGGCAACACACAUAUUAAGCGGUGAAGUUAAGUUUUAUGUGUUAAAAAUAAGCAUGCUUUGGAAGCCAGUAAAUAUUUAUCCAUCAAUGCAUGAAAACAUCAGGCCCGUUAUUGGCUUAAAAACAUUUGUGAAAAGUAGUGAUGGCCCAAUCCGAUCUUCAGGAUCGGGAUCAGCUGCCAAUCCGCCGUAUUUUGAUCGGAUCAUCUCAGCUUCCGCCACGAGAUCGGGCCAAUCCGGUCACCGUAUCACGUUUGUCACUCUGAGCCACACUCCAACAUGGCAGGUGCAGUAAAGUGCCUCAAACCUGGUUGCCACUUGGCUCCCGCCACCUGCGACUUGUCCACGGUGCACCAUGUUGAAGUUAGUUUCACGUUGGAUGUCGGCUAUUCGGCUCCGUAGCUACAGCGUUAGUAAAGUUUAUUUAAUCCUACCCCCAUCCAUUUCACAUCAAUUACAAUCCAAUUGUUCACCUCCUGUAUUCCAAAUGUAUCCCAUGCCAAAUAUAAAUACAUAGGAAAAUGAUAAAGCAGUGUAACUCUGUGGUAAAAUAGGAAAGAACCUGUACAGAAUUUAGAUAAAAGACAUAAUAAUAAUAAUAAUAACAAUAAAUAACUGAUAAGUUCAAUGGUUGACAUAGACCUAGUUGGAUAAUGAGUCAGUACAGACAAUGAACUCACAAGAUAUGAAGAGUCAGUAGUACUUGUAAGUGCAGGAGUGAUUAGCCAUAGCAUUGUUUGGUUCACAACUCUUCUUCCUUGUACUUCGUAAACAUCAAGUGCUUGUAUUGUUUCUUAAAUUGGCUCAUUUUAGUGCAUUGUUUGAGUUCCUUACUCAAUCUGUUCCACUUACGGAAAUGCUGAAGGUUUUCAGCGUUGUUCUCAUAUGUGUUUUAAGUUAAAUUUUUCCCUAAGGUCAUAUUCUCCUCUUUUGUUGAGAAGGAUUGUAUUAUGUUUUGGGACAGCAUGUUAUUGUUGGCGUUAUACAUAAUUUUAGCUGUGUGAAAGUUUACCAAAUCAGCAAAUUGUUGUGCUCGAGUAAUGGUCUCACCUUGGCCACCGCAAUGAAAAAUCUCUGGCUCCGCCACUGUUCGUACAGGAAGUGCUGCUCUAACCGCUACUAGGGACCGUCAAUACAUUACUAUUACGCUUUUGUUAAAAAAAAAGUCUUAUAUUAUAUUAUAUAUAUAUAAAUCACACCACAAAUCAAUCUAUAACCAUGACAUUUUUUUCAAUUUUAUUCUUUAUUGGAUGGGCUUUAUUGGGAAGCCAAAAAAUGUGGAUCAGGACAUCCCUAGUGGAAAGUGUUGCCAUUUUACAUGACACUGACGGAUAUCAUUUUCCAAUCAAAUAUAAUAUACUAUAUUGAAUGUGCUCGUCAACAUAUGGUGACUGCAAAUAGAUUAAUAGUCAUGGUAGUAGUCACAAAGUAUCAUAAACACCACCACUGACAUAUCCGCACUAAAAGAUACAUGAAAAAUACAACACAGCGUUUGAAUAUGUCCUCAUUUUAUUUUAUAAUCAUGAGAAUAUUAUGUACUGUAUUUGAUUCAUAUCAAUUCUAACAAACAUGAAGUUGUCAAUUAAGUAACUCUACUGGGUUUACGAUUACAAGACACAGUGCUAAUAUGUCCUCAAUGCUUUGUUACUUGCUUUUCUUUGAACAGUUUAUCAAAACAUAAGACAGUUCUUCAUUGCAUAUGAAAUGUAUGUCAUCAAUAGUAACAUUUAUUGAAUGUGUGCGUACGCCACGUUUUAUAACCCUGAAUAUUUUGGACCGUAUGCACAUUUUGGGUUUCUGGCGUACGGAGACUUUUAGUCAGAAUUCCACACACAUUUUUAUAGAUGAGGCCCCAGGUCAGUGUUUUAUUUUGAUGGUCUUUGUGCUUGUUUGCCAUGUUUAGCAGCUGCAGCGUGCUGUGUUGUUAUGUCGUAUUUAUGUUAACCAGAGCUAUCCACCUGUGAGGAGAUGAUGAAAAUAAAAUAAUAUAUAGUGAAAACAUGGUCGCAUUUAAAAUACAACCAAUGAUGACAAGUAGUUAUAAGUCAUACUUUACUUUUCCUCUGUUUUUACAUGCAGACUGGUCAGAUGCCUUUGCUCAAGGUAAGCAGUACAUGCCUAUGGCUCUACAGACACUAUUAAACCAUAAUCAACUUGUCUAAGAAAGCUUUGCAGCAUUAUCCCCCACUUACCCACUGACCAAAACUCCUCGAAACAGAAAUAUGCAGCACCAAAUCAGUGUAUUUUCUGUAUGUAUGUAACUACUGGACAACGUAUUGAUCUGUAUAUGGAUGUAGGAAUAAAGCCUGAAUGAAUAAGCCUUAAUGGUUUUUAUCAAUCUCAAUAAAAUGUUCCC